CUAGUAGAUAUUCACGCCCUACAUAGUGCACUAGAUACUACGAUUCAGACACGGAUGAAAACCGGCCAUUGAGUGACGGCGGAAUGCAGUUUAGACAGUUGUUUUUUUUAUUCUGGUUAGCAUUAUAGCUGAAUACAGUUAGGUUUUUUUUUCGAGUUAUUAAAACUUAAAUUGAAGUUGAAUGAGGAUUUAUUUUCCGUCUUCAAGCAGCAGUGAAACGAUGUUAGGAACUAUCUGGCAGUACCUGUACACCUUUUAUUUGCGAUUCUGGUUUAAAUGGAUUCUCAGACAAAUCACAGGAAAAUGUGAGCUGCAGCGGAUCUGCCAUGGAUAUAAGCCUGGAGCAGGGAGGACCACACGGAUCGAAAAUUCCUUGAAUUCUUCAAAAAACACGGUGCUGCAAGAAGGUGUAAGUGUGAAGGAGGAUGCAGUUGAGGCAUGUGUGACACAAAUCAUAAAAGUGAAAAAUAUCAACGAGCAAAAAGAUCCCAAGUUUAAGGUGAAUCUUCAGCAGUGCCUCAUUCAAAUAAGCGGCUAUAACUUGCUGUUUACAACAGUUGAGGAGCUGAGGAAAGAGGUGUUUAACUCUGAAAAUAUAAAACAUGAGAAAAUGCUUCUUCAGUUGUGGGAUUUGCUGAUGCCAUCUGUUAAACUGGAGUCUCGAAUAACCAAGCAGUGGGGCAACAUCGGCUUUCAAGGUGAUGACCCAAAGACCGACUUCAGAGGGAUGGGCAUGCUUGGCCUGGUAAACCUUGUGUUUUUCAGUGAAAAAUACACCAAAGCAGCACGGCACGUCCUGUCCCACGCCAACCAUCCCUCACUGGGGUACUCCUACGCCAUAGUGGGUAUUAAUCUGACCGAGAUGGCCUACAGUUUACUGAGGAGUGGAGCUUUGAGGCCACACCUCUACAACACUGUGGCAGGAAAACCACUCCUGCACCACUUCCACCAGCUUUACUGUUACCUGGCAUACGAAUUUGAUAAGUUCUGGCUGGAAGAAAAGCCUGCAAGCAUUAUGGAGUUUAACAUCUACAGAGAGAAGUUCCAUGACAAGGUGAAAGAGCUACUUCUGGAGCCGGAGGUGUCCCUCGUCUUAAAGAUUGAUCCUAAAAACUACCCAGAAAACUGAGUUUUUUUCCUGAUUAAACAAUAAGAUGACUGAAUAAUAGCUUUUAAGGACAUCCUGUUCCUCUGCUUCCAUGUUUAUAAACACAGUAACCAGUAGCAGGUUUCUAAACCUUAAGUUCAUUCCUGAGAACAAUACUGUAGAGCUGAAUUUUUGUGGCCACCACUUACUAAUAGAAUUUUUAUUUUGGAGAUACUUAAAAUUAUUAACAAGUUCUCUUUGUACUUGAAGUUUGAGGUCUAUUUAUGGUUCCUGUCAGUUCUCUUAUGGUGUACAUCUCAGGAAUUUGAUAUUAAUGACGAUGUAGAAAAUUGUAUAUGAUAGAAAUGAAACUUUGUUUAAUUGUCUUGCACAUGGACAGUUCAGUGUGUUCUUGCAUGUUUUAAUGCGUUUUUUUUGUUUGUUCGGUUUAUACAUUUAGCCCAACAGAUUAGUAUUUCAGCUUUAUAACACAUAUUAAUGGUUUAUGUAUUUAAUGUGUUCUGUAAUUAGUAAAAGUGGAAAUACUACUGUACCAUGUCUGAUUUGGAAAAAUAUAUAUACAGUUAAGCAAUUAA
Molecule: messenger RNA, 1683 nt
Organism: Silurus meridionalis
Lineage: Eukaryota; Metazoa; Chordata; Actinopteri; Siluriformes; Siluridae
Product: ELMO domain-containing protein 2-like
Exons: 9
Coding region: 182-1129 (315 amino acids)
Cellular component (GO): membrane
Molecular function (GO): GTPase activator activity
Source: RefSeq, a predicted model, not a curated record